AUGUCCAGGAAGUAUAAAUUUUCUGCUACCACCGCUUUAAAGAUGUGGUGCACUCUGCCAAAGCUUCUCAUAUUCUUCUUUGUUUUCGCCAUCUUUUCUUUGAACUCAGUUUCAUCCUCUGCUACACCUGAUGAACUCACUUAUGCUGAUCACUGUGCUUCAAUUGUUCCUGAGUCAAACCCGAAAAGAUAUGCUGCAUUAGAUUCCUCUGUCUUUCACCAUACAGGUUUCUAUAUUGGCGGGGGCAGUGGUGGUGGCAUUCGUAGUCCAAGACCAGCACGUCAACUUCAUUAUGAGCACCCAAAUCCAAUUGAAUUCAAUGCCUGGAGUGUCAGAGAAACUGACAUACAAAACUUAUUCAAUGUUCAAGGAAGUCUUGAAUUUGAGAGAGACAAUUACCAUCCUGGAAACGUCAGAAGUCGCGAGCCUCAAAGUUCGGUGAGGUUUGAACUUAGUGGGUUCUGGUCAAUAUCUUCUGGAAAGCUUUGCAUGGUUGGAUCAGGUUCUAUUUACUUGAAACAAGGUGAUCUGCUUAUUGAUGUUCCUGCUCUUCUGAAGUUGAAUAAUCUCAUGAAUUUCACUAGUAUUUCAAGUCUGAUUAGUGGAACCUUAGAGAGCUUGACCAGUUCUCAGAAAGAUCCCAAUUAUUUUGAACCAAUCUCUAUGCUGAUACUUCCUCGUAUAAACUACCAGUACACUUUGGUUUCAAAUAUAUCUGAUGAUGACAGCUCUUCUGGUGGAAGUGAUGCCCUCUUGGGUUCUUUGCAGAUGGAGAAGUUUUGCUCUGCAUUCUCAGGAGUAGUACCAGUCCAUGAAUUUGAUCUCAAGUAUUUGAGCCAUUGUCUUUCUGCAAAGAACUGUACUACUCCACUUUCUGUGUCUGGUCUUUUGCCUCGCAUUGUCGCAUUAAGGGAUAUUGAGUGUUUGGAAGAUCAAAGAAGGUUGAGAGUUCUGGUAGAAUUUUCAGACAAGACCAAACACUGGUAUCAUAGGGCCUUAUAUCCCAAUACAACCUUUGUUGGAGAGGGGUCAUGGAAUGCAAAGAAAAAUCAGCUACAUGUGGUUGCUUGUCGAUUCUUGGAUGCAACACAUCUUGUCAAUAAUUCUCAUGUGGGUGAUUGUUCAAUAGGACUGAGUUUGUCAUUUCCUGGAAUAUGGACAAUUGGAGAUACCAGAAGCACAGCAGGGCACAUUUGGAGCAACAAAACUGUCACAGAAUCGGGCUACUUUGAGAAUAUAACAUUUGAAAGUCAUGAGACUUAUGUUGGAGGUGUUCUACUUAAAGGUCAGAAAUAUGAGUAUACCCAAAUUGACAAAGUAACCAAGUUGUGCCCCAGAAGAAACAGGACUGCUGCUAAUGCUCAGAACACCAACUUAUCCCCAAAUCCAUUUCCUUAUGGUUUGAGAUUUAAUAUGGCUGCUAGAAAAUCUGAAGGGGAAGUUGAAUGGGGUUAUUUCUCUCCUCUUUCUGUUGGAAAUCAAUUGUAUGGACCGGAAUCAUAUUCAAUUAGAGAUACAGACUCAAUUGAGUAUAACAACAGCAGCCCCUACAGUAUUAGCUACCAAAUAUUCAUCGAUUUGGGCAGUACAUCAGUUACAAAUCUGAUUUCUGCUGAAGGGAUCUAUGAUUAUACAGAAGGAAGCCUGUGCAUGGUAGGCUGCCGAAAUGUGGGCUCAACAGAUCAGCAGCCAAUAAAUGAUUCUGUAGAUUGUGAGAUUCUACUCAAUUUUCAGUGGCCUCCAAAUCCAGCGAGGAAGAAUUCAGGUUUCUUCAAGGGAAGCAUUGUAAGCACACGGGAAAAGUCUGAUCCUCUUCAUUUUGAUCAUAUAGAAUUGUCUCCAGCUCACAGUUUCAUAGCUGAUUCCUAUCGAAGGGUGGAGGUCGAGGUCAUCUUGAUUCUUAUGACCAUCACGCUUGCAUGUGUUUUUGGGGCAUUACAACUUUUUCAUGUGAAACGGCAUCCGGACGUGCUUCCAUCCAUAUCAAUCUUAAUGGUAGUAAUUCUAACCCUUGGCUACAUGAUACGUCUUAUGUAUUACUUUGAAGCGAUCUUCAUGGAUAACACUGAUCACCAAAACCCUUUUCUUGGAAGUGGUGGGCGGGUUCAACUUUCUCAGUUCAUUGUAAGAGUAAUAACAGUACAAACAAUGGUAGCUUUCUUGCUGCAAUUGCGCCUUUUGCAGAAAAUUUGGUCAGCAAGAUCCACUAAAGGAAUCUAUAAGCAGCUUUGGGAUGUGGAGAAGAAGGCUGUAUCAAUAUAUGCCAUAGGGGUUUUAGUUGCUAUGGUGCUGCUGAUGAGUUCAAAGCUUCAAGAGCAUUCUAUGUUGGGUUUUGGCGGCUGUGGUGCUUAUGCUGGUUUAGUAGUGGAUGGUUUUCUGUUGCCUCAGAUUUUACUCAACAUGGUCUACAAAUCGAAGGAAAGAGCUCUGUCAGUUUCAUUUUAUACUGGAACAACUUUUGUUCGAGUCCUGCCACAUGCAUAUGAUCUUUACAGGGUUCACAUCUCUGGUGGGGUCUUGGCAGAGCCGUACAUCUAUGCAAGUCCUCUUGUUGCUUUUUACUCCACUGCUUGGGAUGCCAUCAUUCCUAUCGGAGGUCUACUGUUUGCUGUCAUCAUUUUCUUGCAGCAGAAGUAUGGGGGUCGUUGCUUUCUUCCUGAAAAGUUAAGAGAGUCGGGUGCAUAUGAGAAAAUUCCAGAAGUAAUUGAAGCCUAA
Messenger RNA from Rosa chinensis, 2715 nucleotides. RefSeq lists its product as uncharacterized. NCBI's taxonomy places the organism in Eukaryota, Viridiplantae, Streptophyta, Magnoliopsida, Rosales, Rosaceae. Gene Ontology annotation, cellular component: intracellular membrane-bounded organelle. The transcript has a single exon. Bases 1 to 2715 code for a protein of 904 amino acids. The record is from RefSeq and is a predicted model, not a curated record.